CUCAUCAUCUACAACACACAGAGAAACGGGUAAAUACACGCAGAAGACCUCAUCGGGAAGAACAGGCUGGGAAAAGCCUUGCGGGAGCGGAAAGAAAACAAAGCAUCUACCGGGGGUUGAAAAAGAAAAAAAAGGAAGAACAAGAAAGAGAAAGUGACAUACGGAAGCCGGAAUCCUACUGCUCUCUUCUUCUCUGCCGCCAAGAUCUGGCCGUUACCACCCUCCCUUCAUCGUCGGCGAGGAAUUGGACAGUCGGAAAGAUCUCGUAUUUGGAGUUAUAUCUUUGUACAAAGUCUCGGCAGCGAUUUUUAUUUUCUGCUCUUCGGUUUUUGUGAAAAGAAGCGCGACGAGAGGAGUUUGUUGAUGAUUGAUACAAUUAUUAUUUAAUCUCUGCUUUUGGCACAUCGGUGCAUCGGCUGAGGACUAGGCGAUUUUGCGGCGAUUUAUGUGAAGAAGAAGAUUAAAGAAGAAGCAGGUAUUGAAUACCCUAGCUAUUGAUUGAUUUUACACUCGUUUUUGUUUUUGUGCUCGAUGUUUUGCUGUAUUGCUUCGUCAGAGAAGAAAUUGGUUUUACAUGGACGUGGAUUGCGGCGACAACUGCUAGAUCUGUUGUUUCUGGAGAGAAAUGUGUGUAGGGUUUACCUAGCUGCUCCGAGAUUGAAGAUCGGGACAAGAACAGGAACCUGACAAAAGAACCAAGGCCUGUUUACCUUUAUAGAUGCGUAUUCUAUCUGCCUAAGGACCCGCAACUCUAUGGAAACACGCAAUUUGAUUUAAUUGGCACCUCUGUGUUGCACCGCAGUCUGCAACGAUUUGUUUGUUGGCGUCGCUGGGGCUGUGCAUCGACUUGUUUUAUUGUGAUUUUGAGAUUUUUAACAAGGAAAAAUGCUGCGGAGGUAGUUAGGUUUUUUUUUUUUUCAAAAAGAUCCCCUUUGAUUUUUGGGCUAAUAAUUUGGCUUUUGGUGGAUUCUUUUGCUAGAGAUAUACGCAAGCACCUGUAGAAGUUCUGGUAGAGCUAAGUUCCCUGCAUGAAAAUAGAGUUGAAUCUAAGGUUGGUCAGGACAAAUGAUGAUGCUGAAUUGAUAACUGCCAGAUUUUAGUUUGACCUGCCCGAUCGGAUCUUUCUUUCUUCUUCUAAUAGAAGAAGAAUGGCAUUUUUGGGGGUUUUUAAUCUAUUUAGGUUGGAUGUCUGGUGGAUCUGAAAUAUGUGCACAUACUUGCUGAUAUGCAGACAGAUCCAAUGCAUUGUUUGCUGUAAGGGCAAUCAGGCUUAUGCUGUCCAUGUCUAUUGAGUCCAGGCAUAUUCUCGAAGUCAGUUCUGUUUGAAGGAAUGUAGACUUAAAUAAAUGCAGAGAAACUACAAUUAGUUAGAGUUGGUGAGAUUAAAGCCAUGUCAUGUCGUGGUGUUGACUUGCUGCUCUUGUCCCUAUGGUUUUGUAGUUCUUGUGAUCACUCUAAGAUUGAUAAAUUGCUGCUUUUAAUUUGGGAUCUAUAUCAAGUUAGUUCUUAUUUAUCAAGUUGUUAGCAGUUUUGUUGGGUUUCCUUCCAAGCAGUGGAUUGCUGCUUUGGGGAUUGGAAUGAUGAUGAAAGUUCUUUUAUCUCCCCUGCGGGUGGCAUUCCAUGAGAUAACAGAUUAGUGUUCUUCUUAAGUUGGCAAGAAGCAGCGUGUUCUUCCAAAGCUGGCAAGAAGCGGCGGUUUUCUGAUUUCUAUCAAACUGAAAUAUGUGUUUUUAAUGAUCGUCGAUGUUAUUGAAUAAAAUCUUCUCGUAUUUAUGUGCCUCGAAUUAAACAAACUGUGACUUCAAAGAUUAGCACAAGUUACCUUGAAAAUAUUUAAUUAAUUUUAUGGAAUUUUGUUGCAAGUCUCCUACUUAUUGUGACUGCUGCUCCCAUAGGUGGUUCCUCGUUGAGGCGCAUGAGCUUUCUGGUCUUUCAGCAAUUAUUCAUAUAUUUUGUAUUGGUGGCUUUCUAUACUUGCAGUGCUCUAUUUUUUGAAUUCUGAUGUAUUUGUUUAAACUCAACAGGAGUCCAAUAUAUUGAUAUUUUAGAAGUUGGGUUCUGCUGGAGAAGUUUGAUAUCUGGAUGAGACCAAUGUUGGAUGGUAACUGAUGACACGCAUUUGUACUUGCCCAGGAAGUUUAGCCUCUUCAUUGGAAUCUAGUAUAAAAAGAAACCAGCUAGCAGGGGCUUCCUGCAAGUCUUGUGGUGGUAGAUUCUUAGUUGAUGGAAUAGGACCCUUAUCUAGAAGCAUGCUUGGAACUGUGGGUCUGGAAGUUACAAAUUCAAUCAAUUGUGAGUUGAGUUGGAAAACUGUGAAGGGGAAGCGCUCUAGAAAGUCUGUGGCACGAAACAAUGGGCGUGUAACCUUGGGCAAUAAGAGUCCUAAAAGGGUUGGAGAUUUUUCUGGAUCUGACUCUGACAAAUUUGGCGAACCUGGUACUGGGCAAUGCUUUCCUGACAAAGCAGAGUACGUGCCGAUUAAGAAAAGGAGAUACUAUCUACGAUCACCAUCUCCAUCAUUGCGGACCUCUUUAUACAGUGGUCAGUCAGUAUCACCUCAAUUGCGCACUCCAUCUUCACAUUCAGAUGACCUUGAACAUCUUUCAGACCACAAUGGUUCGUCAGGCUCUUAUACAAACAGGCGAGGGUUUGUUGCAGCUCGAGUUGGUAAUGGGGUUAAUGAAGGAGUUGUGACUGAUAAAGUUCCUGAGGAGACAAGUGGAGAGCUUUAUAAUUCAGAUAACUUCUCUGGUAUUGCUCUUCUUGCAGCUGCUGCCUGCAAUAACAACAUAGAUGACGAUCCUUAUGAAGGUAAGGGGGAUGCAGUUGAAAUUUCCUCACUUCCACAGAGAUCUGAUGCUUCUACUUCCUCUUUGCCAGUGAGAGAAUGUAUCCCUUGUUCAGAGUCAGGGAAACAAAUGGACAAAGAUGCUUCACUACUGGAUAAUAAGGAGGGAUGCUCAUUAGUUGUGGAAAGUUCUCAUGGUGCUCCUUCUAGUUCAGAGGAAAAUGAGGAAGGCAAAUCUGCUAGUUCGAAGAUUGAUAGACGGCAUUGGGACCUCAAUACUUUGAUGGAUGCAUGGGAGCAACCUAACGAGGAUACUUCCGCUCAGUACAAGUGUGAUGAUACUUGUAUUGAUGGUAUGCCCAUGGAGAAACUUGACAGAGAAGGUUGUGUAAUUCAAAGGGACUGUAUAAGUAAUGGAAGUGGCUCUGAAAGUUGUCUGCCUCUGGACCACAUUGAAAGUGCUACUCAGUCUUCUACUGCAAAAAUGAAGGAAAAUGGGUCAGAAGAAUUUUGUCAAACUAGUUAUAGUAGCCUCAGUGGACAUUCAAUGGAACCUGUAAAGUAUUCUCUUGCUGAUGAAAAGGUUUCUAGUCAUGUUCUCGGUAGCAACGGAUCUUUUACUAAUUGUCCAUUGUCUGAAUCAUGUCAUUCAUCAGAAGUUUCUGGUGGAAACUUAGACAUAAAAUCUUGUCCUGUGUCUACUAUGAUUCCAGGUGCUGACAGUUGUAGAGAUGCAUCUUCAUUAGCGACUACUUCUGAACAAAAUGUAGUUAUACCUGAUGCUUCGGAUUUGGAAAAGUUUGGGGGUGAGAAUGAUGGUCAACUGAGAGAUCCGGAAGACUCUGAAAAGAAAACUGAAUUGCCUGAUAACAGGAUUGCCCUCGGGCUGGAAAAGUGUAUAGGCACCUGUAAAACUUUGGAUGCUGAAAAUUUGGAAAGUAUUUCCGGGGAGAACACACUUCCAUCAUCCAAGUGUGAAGGUUUAUCUAUCUCAGACAUCUCUGUUGGAGGUCAUUCCACUGUAAUUUCUGAUGCCAAGGGUCAAGAUGGGAAAAUUCUGGCCGCUAAUGAUUUGGGAACUGAUGCUGCACGGUGCCUGGGUUUUAAGCAGCUCCCUUCCAAGGAUGAUGAUCCUCAUGUUCGUGAUGAAGAAGGUGAGGGGAGAUCCAUUUUGCAUGAUUGCCACAAUUCAGAUGUUUCACAGGAUGAUCCUGGUUGCAUAGAUGGUAGAGAUAAAAUUGAUGAGCUUCAAGCUGGUUAUGAUUCUCCUUACGAGGAUGGAGAAUUAAGGGGCUCAGUAUUAUACUCAUGGGAGGAAAAUGAACUUGAGGAUGGGGAGAAUGAAUGUCUUGACUAUGAAUCUGAUGGUAGAGUUGGUGAGGAUUCUGAUAUUGGUGAUAGUCCCAGCUCAAAAGUAGUUGAAGCUGGUUCUGAAGGUUCUCAAGGCAAAGAAAAGAAUGGUUUAUUGGGUGCAGAGUCUCAAGAAACUGAUUCCAGGAGGAGUACUUCAGUGAAAAGUUCUUCAAGGGGAGAAUCAAAGGAGAUUAGAGAGAAGAUUGAGACUGCAGGCAAAAAAGUGUCCAAUCAAGGAUCUGGAACUACAGAAGAACUUUCUACAGAUGUGAUUGUGGAAAGAAAUUAUGGUAGUAGACGGGGUCGCACUUCUGAUCACAUGGAUGGGCUUGACGUCAAAGGAUCAUAUGCAGGAGUUGGGUCAAAGACAACCAGGGGGAAGUUGCAAUCACGUAUUGAAGGGCCUUCAACAUUGGAUGCAAUGGAGAGGGACAAUGCUUAUACACUGCAGGGGAGAUCCCGGAACAGUGGAAGUUCAUAUUCACGAGAAAACAGGGAUGGCUGUCCUGAUAGAUAUGUGACAAGGUACAGACCUGCUGUUCAGGAACGUGAACGAAAUGGAGGGAAUAAUCAGUUGGUCUACUGGGACUCAAGAAGCCGUUAUCCGUCUAGUUAUCGUGGUCAUGAAGGUCAGGUACCAAACAGGCAGAGGAGUUCUAUUAAUGAUCCUGUUGAUAAGUUUGGUGGAGUGAAUUCCCAUGAUCACAAGCAAUCUAUGAAUUAUUCUUCACGAACUGAGAGGGAUAGCAGUCCUGAUAGAUUUGCAACGAGGUACAGAUCAGCUGUUCACGAACGUGAAAGAAUUGGAGGGGAUGGUCAUUUGUUUUACUGGGAGUCCAGAAGCCGUUAUCCGUCUAGUUAUCGUGGACCUGAGGGUCAAGGGCAGCCCAGGCCAAGAAGUGUGAUUGCUGACUCUGUUGACAAAUUUGGUGGAUUAGAUCCCCACGAUCACAAGCAGUCUGUGAACUAUUCUUCAAAAAGCAUGCAGAGGCCGCUUGGUUGGAGAAGAUCACCAGUUGACAGGGAUGAAUACCCUGGUAGCCAGAGGAGAGUGGCAGCAUUCAGCAGCAACAGAAACAGGGGAGGUUCCAGAAAUUUCACUGACGGUGUUGGUAGAGGCCCACGGGGGGAAUAUCACCAACCCAUGGAUAAUGAUGCUGCAUCUUCAGUUCGCAUGCCACAUUAUUUAUCCUGGAAAGAGCGGGGCUUUUUUGCCCCAUCCACUAAAGGUGUUCAUGCAUCUGUACCCCGCAGGGAUUCACGAUCAAGAUCCAGAACACGCUCUCCCCGUGCAUGGCACCCACAGAGGGAGCGUAACCUGGGUGCAAGACGUCAUAGUAGGUCACCAGAUUUCAGGUCUGAAGCUAGAAUGGAUAGAAUGAGGGCUCCAUUUCAGAAGCCCAAUUUUGCAGCUGAUUAUGGAGAGAGUUUCAUGUCCCCGCCUAGAGGCCGCUUUUCACCGCAGCGUAAUUUUAGGGGCCUUGAUGAUCGGAAUUUUGUAGAUAGCCAUUUGAGGCAUCGUAGAUCACCAUUGAAUGUGUUUAGACAGAGCCAAAGAUUGGAAUCUAUUGGUUUAUCUGGACGCUUGAAGUCAGAUGAUUCAUUUAGACCCAUGAUGCGGCCUGGACGAUUUCCUCAUACGGCUGGUCUUGGUAGGGGAUGUAAGUUGGAGGAGAAUGAUGAUGAUAAGAGACACGAUGACAGGUCUGGGAUGAUGCAUUGAGGGUACAAUUCUGACUCUAUUGGCAUUUUGAGGAAUUAAGUUAACAUGUGCUACAACAGAUAAUUUGGACGCUGGAAACUCUAAUAAUGAGCAUAAUGUCCGAAGUACUGACCGAAGGUAAUGUACCUAGGCGUGUUAAAGGGGGAUGUCGUUAAGUUAUAACAAUGCUCAGGUUUAUGUUUACGGCCUGUCUCCGGGCUGGUGUAUUUGGCCAUCACCGGGUAGAGAAUGAACAUGGCGUGUCGCGAACUGCCUUGUUCCUCUUUGGGUGAAGGCUGCUAGUUAGAAAUUCAAUUCCUUUGAAUGCGUUUUUUCCUUUUCCUCCCUCCCCUUCUUUUUUCCUCUCUUUCGUGGAGGAAAUUUGAAAAAUCUGAUUUCGCUGAUGGGUUGAAGUGCUCGGCUCUCCUUGUUUGAUUAAUGCGCUGGGGCCUUGGUAUUUUUUGCUUGUCAGGGCCCACCAACUCUCUCUCUCUCUCUCUCUGGAGAUUGUAAUGGGAGGUAGGAUAUGAAUGUUUGAUUUUUUUUUUUUAAUAUAUAUUAAGCCUGUGGAAGUUUCUAGGGGCGGC
Coffea arabica (coffee) is the source of this 6430-nucleotide messenger RNA. RefSeq lists its product as uncharacterized. Lineage: Eukaryota; Viridiplantae; Streptophyta; Magnoliopsida; Gentianales; Rubiaceae. The record is from RefSeq and is a predicted model, not a curated record.